Sinocyclocheilus grahami is the source of this 1689-nucleotide messenger RNA. RefSeq names its product complement receptor type 1-like. The transcript is spliced from 10 exons. NCBI's taxonomy places the organism in Eukaryota, Metazoa, Chordata, Actinopteri, Cypriniformes, Cyprinidae. The record is from RefSeq and is a predicted model, not a curated record. The coding region runs from base 46 to 1410 and encodes 454 amino acids.
UGUGUGUGGUUUUAACACAGUAUUUGUUUGGGUUGAAACUGUUAGAUGCCUUCAGUUCAUCUGCAGUUGUCCGUGAAUAUGGAGCUUGUUUGGAGGAAUAUACUCAUACUUGUGUUUGCGCACUUCGUUGUGUCUCAUUUGUCUACUCGAUGUGACGAACCAACAAAGUAUCCCGGCAAGCAGCUGCACAAAAAUUAUCUCCAUAAAUUAAAGUUCAAUGAUGGAGAAAGAGUGGUGUAUACAUGUCCCCUGGGUUACACACCAUCAGAAGGAAGUCUAACAUCACGGUGUCUGCGAGGACACUGGACAGCCUUGAACCUGAAAUGCCAAAAGAAAAAGUGCAAUGCGCUAGGUGACGUAGAGAACGGGCAGUACAUUCGAGAAGGACAAUCAUUUGGCGAUAAAGCCAUUGCUACGUGUAAUAAAGGAUAUGUUUUGAGAGGAGAAAGAGUUCGUAUGUGUAUGCAAAACGGUUGGAGUGGGACGGACCCCAUCUGUGAGGUGUCGAAGAUCAUGUGUUUAGCACCUGCUGUGGCAAACAGAUGGAUAAAACCUGGAGAAAGGACACAGUACACACCCCAAGACACUGCAACCAUUGUCUGCAGUGAGGGAUUUGUACUGACUGGCUCGCCACAGGUCACAUGUGGACCAGACGGCCAAUGGCAGGGCUUGCCUGCGUGCCGCUCGAAAGGUAAAUGUGGUCCAGCUCCGUCAAACCCUCAUGCUUUCCCCAGAGACGGAUCCUUCACACUGAAAGAGUAUCCAUCCGGUGCUCUCAUUCGCUACAAAUGCAGUACAGGAUACGUGCGGGCCAGAGGAAGCACCAGUAUACACUGCCUGAAUGGCCAGUGGACAAACCUGCAGCUCCGAUGUGAAAGGAAGAAGUGCGGAUCUGCUGGAGAGAUCUCCUAUGGCCAAUACGAGUACACCGGCGUGUCAUUUGGAGAUUCAGCUACAGCCAUCUGUCAAGAAGGGUAUGAGCUGACCGGCCCAAAAGUGCGGAUCUGCCGGGAUGGAGGCUGGGAUAAAAGGAGCCCUGUGUGUGAACCUGUGCACUGUCCUCCACCUCCAGAGGUCAAGGAUGCUGAGAUGUUUGACCCCAUAUAUGACCAUGUUCCCUUCGGUCACGUGUUGUCCUAUCACUGCCGUACUGGAGCUCUGAUCGGUGCAAGAGAGAUUUACUGCACCAAGAACGGCGCCUGGAGCGCUCCUCCUCCUGAGUGCAAAGACAUUGUCUGUCCUAACCCACAAGUGCCACGUGGAUCAAGAAUGAGGGGUUUUAGGGCGGUCUAUAAAUAUGGGAACACAGUGAGAAUCGCCUGCAAUCCUGGUUUAAGGCUUUUAGGAGAGAGUUUUGUCACCUGUGGCGCAGACGGGGAAUGGAAACCAAAACUUCCAGAAUGUGUGUAGAAAUCUGCACAUGAAGCAAUGAAACAAACAAAUAUUCAACUGAAAGACACAAUAUAGCUAGCUGUCUCAAAGUCAUAAUGAAGCGUAUUUCUUUUCACUGUAUUUCAUUAAAAUGAGCAGAACGCUAUUUACUAUCUACUCAGACUAUUUAAGAAAAAGAAGCAAAAGAAGCACGCACACAAUUAAUAUUUUAUAUUUAUAUACUUUGUUAAACUACAGCAUAAUAUUUUUAUGGCUUGUUUUCGUGUCCCCCCCCCCCAAGUAUAAAUAAAAAUGAGA